UGCAGCCAAGUCUACUUGACUAUUCUGCUGUCGUUUUCUCUCCAGAACUUUCUGCUAUUCUCUUUGCAUGAAGGGUAGCAUUCAGUAAUGCUCUCCAUUUGGGACCGACUGCCACUUAACUUACCUUCUCGUUUUGCACCGUACUUUCCGAAACCAUUAUGACAUGAGCACCGAGUCACUAUCUAUCAGCUGUUUGCUCGUAAACGCAUCACCUAGCACUCACUUCGGAGAGUGCAUUAUCACUCUUACGGCCCUGUAUUUACUCAUAACCGACAAUUUUUCUUUCGCUUAAACCACGUGCACCUUAUCUUCCUUCCACUUUCAUCCAGCGCUUCUUACUACCUGUUACAUUUCUGAGACAGUUUUGUUGGCUACGACUUCUUAGAAACUUUCUCUGUUUUAGUCAUGGAGGCUAUCGCUCUCCAUACUUUCAAGCCUACCGAACAAGAUGAACUCGGAUUCGAAAAAGGCAGCACAUUACGUGUGAUUGAAAUGGAGGAAGAUCCGAACUGGUAUAAGGCAAGACAAGGCCAACGAGAAGGAAUGGUCCCUGCAAAUUACAUUUCACUGCAUCCGCAUCCCUGGUACAUUCCAAAGUGUAGUCGCAAGGAAGCAGAGGCUCGUCUCCUCGAAGUCGACCCCGAAACCAACCUAGACGUGCAACCUGACGGAGCGUUUAUUCUUCGACAAAGUGAAAACGAAUUCGGACAGUUUAGUAUUUCAGUGAAGUAG
Dicrocoelium dendriticum is the source of this 732-nucleotide messenger RNA. The record is from the annotation of a GenBank genome assembly. NCBI's taxonomy places the organism in Eukaryota, Metazoa, Platyhelminthes, Trematoda, Plagiorchiida, Dicrocoeliidae.